CAAAUUUGUGAGAGGCAAAAAAUGGGUCAUGAAAGUCAUUGAGGCAUCAAAGCCAGUGACUCAGCGGGAGUCGAGUCACAGCAUCCUUCCACCUCCAAGCUUCAAGGUUGUGUGUUGGAGUUGUGCCGACUCAAAACUCGCUGAAUCUAUCGAAUUACUACGCUCAAUGAGGGAAGCAACAUGUUGACCACAUCGCAAAGCACCCAAGGGCUCGAUAAUACUGGUACCGAAACUCGCACCACCCACGGUAAAAGCAGAUCUAUAAAAAACCAAUCCUCCAAUGGAAGUAACGCUGCCAUCAAUAAAGCCUUCUUCGGUGCCCCCAAAUUUCAUCUCUUUGCCGGCGUCUUUGUAUCGCUUUGUUUGUUGGCUGGUUGUGCGUUCAUGAUUGCUCAAUAUGAAGUUAAGCAGGAUAUGGGUACGAAGGGCGAGCAUCGCAAGCAAGAACUGAAUGCUUCGGAACCUGGCAGACCCUUGCCAGAAAACGUGACCAAGAAGAUCAGCAUCAAACAACAACCAUUUCCCAAACCUCAGAUCAGCAUCAAACAGCCCUUUCCCAAACCUCUCUUUGUGAUGAGUCUUCCGAACCAUGCUGACCUGGUGCUGCCACGAUAUUUUCGAUGUGCUGACAUGCCAACAGCACGCAUUGGUCGAUAUUGGAGCCGUCCAAGUGGUGGCAAGUCCACGGGUAGUAGUAGCAAGUCGCCUGGAAAGAGCAAGUCUCCAGGUCGACGAUCCAUUGGUGAAUGCUUUAAGAGAAAUAUGGAUCUGAAAGGGAAUAGAAGUAUCACGCAUGGGUGUGGGGACUUUUAUGCGUGGUUGGAUCUACAGCAUUUGGCUGGUCCCUAUACAAUGUUUCACAAAAACAAAACUGGAAGCUGCUUUGAUCCAGUUCUUUACCCUGGUGCAUUGGAGAGGCUCUACCAAGCUCAUCCCAACGCAACUAUCCUGAACUUUAUACAAGAUCCACAGGAUUGGUAUAGAACUCUUUCCAAGGAUUUCCCUUGGCAUUGGGCAGAGUGGUGCAAUCCAAGUCACGGCAAUUCAUUUCCUGAACAUGACAACCAAGACAACUAUGUUCAAUUUUACAACAAUUAUCAAAACAGAUUGCGAUCAUUCCUUCAACAGCAUCAUUCCUUGACCUACAUUGAAUUUGAUCUCAGAAACAGUCAAGAAUCCAUUGCCGCUGGACUCAUGCAGCAAUUGGGGAUUCCUGAGAAAUGUUGGACCAACUCCUUUGCUGCCAAGGUUCCAGAGAUCCCAGAUGAGGGCGACGAUGAUGCUUUUGAGGGUGAUACUAGUAAUGGAACUGGGGACUACAAAGUGAAGACAACAACAGGUUUGCUGUUGAACGAGCUGAGAUUCCCCAUUUUAGUGACUGCUCUUCCAAAAAGUGGGACCACAACAAUCUUUGAGUAUUUCCGAUGUGGCUUGGGGCACUGGACAGGUGCCCACCAACAUACACUGAACCUUACAAGCUUCAAGAGCACUACCAUUGGCUAUUGCAUGAUGGAAAACCUGAACAGUGGUCUACCGUUACUGCAUCACUGUGGCAAUGCCAGAGUCUUCUCUGACAUUGGAAUCUUCCUUGUUGUGAAGAAUUAUUGUUACUACCCAACACUUCAUGGUGGCUUGGAAGAGUUUGCCAAGGCAUAUCCUUAUGGGACCAUCUUGCAUUUGCGCCGAAAUGUCAAAAGUUGGUAUGACAGCUCCAAUCGAUGGUCAAAUCUCCUGGAUCGCUGGUCCGGCAGCAACAAGCUGUGUCAUGAUAUCUUUCCUCCUUCAAAGUCCAACCAAUCAGCGUGGGAGAAGUUUUACGGACACCAUGAUCAAAUUGUUGAGAACUUUGCACGAAAGCAUCCCAACAUUUCGUAUUUGGAUAUCCCUCUUGCAAAUGCCAAGACUGUGUUGCAUGAAACAUUUGGUUUUGCUCCGAGAUGCUGGGGACAUUCCAACAUCAACAAGGCAACCCCAGCAUCCAGUUGAGAACAUCUUCUGAGCUCGGCAUGCACCAUCAUCUCUAUUUUGUGAUGCUACGCCAAUUGGAGCCUGAGACGAAAUCCCGCAGUACGCUCAGCCCAUGGUGCCUUGUGUCUCAUUUCUCUUUUCUGGAGCAGACGUGAUGCAAAGCAGAAGUUAGGAUGCAUCCGAAGGGUCAGUUCGUGCAAUGUUGUAGACAAGGAUACCGCUCCUUAGGCUGUGGGGUUUGUAACAGGAUCAAGGCGGGGAAGCCCGUGCUAAUGUCGUCGCUAUAUGAAAUCAGCCUUGCGAAGUUUGUGAAACAGCAGCAGACACGCACCUUUGUUGCGGGUUAUCACUGCAUGCUUGGCUGUUUGGUCAGCUACGCUUAUCUCUAGAGUUAAGCGGCAGGUCUGGAUGGUGAUAUCCUUUUCGAUUGAGUAGUCUAGCUCUCAAUUGCUUGGGUGCAGGCCAUUUCCGUUUCAUGGAUCCAGAUCGACUCAGCGGACUGUUCCUCAGAAGUGGUCCUUGCUUGUGGCCUUGAUCCUUACGAGCCAAGCUAGGAAGAAUUAGAUUUGCCUGUAGCUCGCGUGAGAUCGUUCCUGCUUCUAGCUAGCUAGGCAGCUAGUGACCAUCGUUUGGUACUGGUAUGGUGCAGCGACAACCGUUUUCUCUCUGCGAAUUCUCUCGGCUUUCAAUAGAAUUCUAUUAGUACACGUUUUCUCUCGGCGAACGCAACGCACCGAAAUCCCGUUUCACCAGU
Messenger RNA from Seminavis robusta, 2722 nucleotides. NCBI's taxonomy places the organism in Eukaryota, Bacillariophyta, Bacillariophyceae, Naviculales, Naviculaceae. The record is from the annotation of a GenBank genome assembly.